Messenger RNA from Vespa crabro (European hornet), 1684 nucleotides. RefSeq lists its product as uncharacterized. The transcript has 5 exons. Lineage: Eukaryota; Metazoa; Arthropoda; Insecta; Hymenoptera; Vespidae. The record is from RefSeq and is a predicted model, not a curated record. The coding region runs from base 620 to 1423 and encodes 267 amino acids.
AGAAAAAAAGUUUACACGCGAUGAUUAAAUGCGUGCGAUGCUUCUUUUUUAACGGAAGAAAAUAGUGAAGGAGAGAGACGGGUAACGGACGAAGCUCUUAAACUCGUGAGUUGUGUCGGAGUAGUAUUAAGAGUAGGGGGUUCUUGCAUAUAAGCCAGAAUAUGAAGGGGAACCGUCUUUAGUAUAUCGUAAAGCAGCCAACUAGAUACUCACCUGGUCCAUUUUCGAUCACAUCUUUUCACAUAAUUAUACUUACUUACGAAAACUUUCAAUACGUUUUAUUAUUAUACUUCUGUUUCUUCUUCUUCUUCUUUUUUUUUUUUUGAUUCAUUUGUUUAUUUAUUUUUUUCUUUUUUUUUUUUUUUUUUUUUUUUUUUUCCAUCGAAAUCAAUUCUCCUCCUCGAGUUUUCAUUUGUCGCGAAUAAAAAUAAACGUCUUUUUAUCAAUCAAAAUCAAUUAUCUAAGGUGAAUGUUGUCAUCUAGAAAAAGUGUAUGUAAAAACAAAAGAGAAAGAGAGAGAGAGAGAGAGAGAGAGAGAGAAAGAACAAGAGACUUGUAUUUUCGAUAGUUUGAAAGGAACGAUCCUUCUUCAAACAGGACUGGAAUACAAGCUAUCGAAAUGAUUCAUUUGAAAAACGUGAUAAAUAUCAUCGUACUGAUAACUUUUGUGUUUCACGGAUCUAUCAUCUGUCACGAUUUCAAAUCGGAUGAUCCAGGACUCAACGAACCGGAUUUUGUUAUUCCGGAAUACAUACUGCCAUGUUCACGUAAGGAUCCCAAAUUUGAAAUAUGCGUGACGAAAACGUUGAACCAUCUGAAGCCUUAUUUGGUGAAAGGAAUUCCGGAGUUGAAUUUGCAACCGAUCGAGCCACUAACGAUACCAGAAUUGGGUAUGGAAAAUGGGCAAGGUGCAGUUAAAGUUAGUGCACUUUUUUCGAACAUCACAGUCUUAGGCGCUGGAAAUUAUAAUAUGACGAAAGUACGAGUGGAUUUGAAUACAUUGAGGAUCGAUCUUCAUCUAACUAUACCCAAGGUCGAAUUGCAAGGUCGUUAUGAAGUGGCCGGAAACGUUCUUUUGUUUCCCAUUAAAAGUCACGGCGACUUUUGGGCACUUUUUGGUGACGUAUCAGCGAUAGCACGUAUACAAGGAGCGAUAGAAAUUCGAGAUGGUGUACGUUACAUGGGACUUACAAGAUUACUCAUUGAUUUUAGUCUUGGCCGUGCAAGAUUUCGUAUUAUCGAUGAAUUAAAUGGUGACAACGUUAUAGGCCAAGCGAUGAAUCAAUUUCUCAAUCAAAAUGCUAAAGAGAUAAUCGAAGAAAUGAGACCGGCCGCUAGCAGUAGCAUUGCCAAACACUUCCUAUCAUUCCUUAACACGGCCUUCAGGAAGAUACCACUUAAAGUUUGGUUACGUGACGUAUAGUUUACGAUAAUUAAUUAUUUUGAUAUUUACUAUAUAACGAAAGAAACGAAAAAAAAAAAAAAAAAAAAAAGAAAAAAAAAGGAAAGAAAAAAAAAGAAGAAACAAGAGAAGACGUAAGGAAUGAAAAUGAAAAAAAAAAAGAAAAAAAAAAGAAAAAGAAAAAGAAAAAGAAUGAACGAAAUUAUCGACGAAUUUAUUUACCAAAUUACUUUUAUUAUUUGAAUAUUAUCGUACGCAUGUGACAAUACGAGUAUAAACACG